Coffea eugenioides is the source of this 3476-nucleotide messenger RNA. Its product is annotated as probable LRR receptor-like serine/threonine-protein kinase At1g53430. Gene Ontology annotation, molecular function: protein kinase activity; ATP binding; protein binding. The record is from RefSeq and is a predicted model, not a curated record. The coding region runs from base 209 to 3268 and encodes 1019 amino acids. Gene Ontology annotation, biological process: protein phosphorylation. The transcript has 24 exons. Lineage: Eukaryota; Viridiplantae; Streptophyta; Magnoliopsida; Gentianales; Rubiaceae.
CUCACGCCCUCUUCUUGCUUGUGCCUGUGUUCUGUCCUAAAAUACUCUGUUUCUGUUUCUUACUGCUACUUUUCGUUUUAUUACAACGUCUGUUUUCUUCAGAAGUCAUACGUUGUAAUAUUUAGUUUGCUUGUUUUCUUGACAUCUGCAAUUGUACUGGAGAAAGUGCUGCAUAGAUCAACGGAGCCUUCUGUUCUUAAGUACAACAAUGGUUACAUCAAGAAGGACACUUCCUGAGGAGAUACAUGUCAGCAUCGUCUAUUUUUUCCUGGUUCUGCACUUCUUCAGUUGUACUAAUGAUUUAAGAUCCUUCGCUCAAUUAUUGCCUGAAGAAGAAGUGCAAGUUCUUCAAACGAUAUCAUCAAAGCUGCAGAUCACAAACUGGAAUCUUAGCCGGAGCUCUUGUAGUGAGGGUAGCGGUCUCAACCGGACCUUUGGCGAUGGCAUUUAUAGCAAUGUGACCUGCAAUUGCUCUUUUAGUGCCAACACUGUAUGCCAUGUCACAAGCAUAGAGCUGAAAGGCCUUAAUUUGACUGGGACUUUGCCUGCAGAAUUUGCAAAUCUUAGUCAUCUUCGGGAAAUAGACCUCUCGCGUAACUAUAUCAGUGGAUCAAUUCCACUAAGUUUUGCUCGGCUUCCUCUCACUAAUCUGUCACUAUUGGGAAACCGGAUUAACGGUACAAUUCCUAGCGAAAUAGGUGAUAUUUCUACUUUGGAAGAGCUGAUUUUGGAAGAUAAUCAGCUUGGUGGACCUCUUCCCGCUAAUCUUGGAAGGCUAAGCGGAUUGAGGAGACUCCUGCUUUCUGCCAACAAUUUUACAGGAACAAUACCGGAGACAUUUGGGAAUCUGACGAAUUUGACAGAUUUUAGGAUAGAUGGAAAUGCAAUUUCUGGAAAGAUGCCCGACUUUAUUGGCAAUUGGACAAAACUUACGAGACUACAUAUGCAAGGCACGUUAAUGCAAGGACCAAUUACUCCUGCAAUUUCCCGGUUGACAAAUUUAUAUGAGAUGAGGAUACUCGGCUUGAGUGGUUCAAGUAUUAGAUUUCCCAAUUUGCAAGACCUGGAAAAUAUAAGAACAGUAAUAUUAAGAAACUGCUCCAUUUUUGGCCCAAUCCCAGAAUAUAUGGGCAUCAAGGCCAAUCUAAAAACACUGGACCUUAGCUACAACAACCUGACUGGUCCAAUCCCAAAUACAUUUCAGAGGUUGAAUUUUGAUAACCUCCUUCUGGCUUCUAAUGCAUUAAGUGGAGAAAUACCCGGUUGGUUACUGGACAGCAGAGAGAACAUUGACUUGUCUAACAACAAUUUUACUCCAUCGUCCACAACAAGCUGCCAGUCAUCCACUGUGAACUUAGCCUCCAGCUAUUCGACAUCAACAAGCAAUUCAAUUGCGUGGUGUUCGAAGAAGGACCUUCCUUGCUCGGGAAAAUCCCAAUAUUAUUCAUUGUUCAUAAAUUGUGGAGGAAGCAGGAUUGGUUUUGAGGGAAAUGAAUAUGAAGAUGACCAAACUAACCGUGGUCCAGCUUAUUUCUUUUCCUCCUCAGAGAAAUGGGCUUAUACAAGCUCAGGAGUGUUCAUAGGAAAAGAUGAUGCCAAUUAUGUUACUAGUUCCGCAUCAUCAAAUUUGACUGGUGGAGAGAUAUACAGAACCGCACGCCAGGCCCCCGCUUCACUUAAAUAUUAUGGCCUUUGUCUAAGAAAGGGUAGCUACAAAGUGCGCCUCCACUUUGCCGAAAUAAUGUAUUCAGAUGACAAGAAAUUUAGCAGUCUUGGGAGACGCAUAUUUGAUGUAUCAAUUCAAGGAAAUGUAGUUCUCAAGGACUUUAAUAUCAUUGAGGAAGCUAAGGGUGUUGGGAUAGGAAUUACCAAGGACUUUAAGGAUGUAAUUGUAAAUGGAAGCACUCUGGAGAUCCACUUAUUCUGGACUGGAAAAGGGACAACAGCAAUUCCUGACAGAGGUGUUUAUGGACCUCUAAUAUCUGCAAUUACUGUGACACCAAAUUUCGACACUCAUACAGGGCUAUCAGUUGGAGCUAUUAUUGGCAUCGUAGUUGCUUCAUGUGUGGUGGUAUGUUUAAUUUUAGUUUUGCUGCGAUUGAAAGGAUAUUUAGGAGGAGACGACACUGAAGAUAAAGAACUUCGAGCUCUGGAUCUACAAACAGGAUAUUUCACUUUGAGACAGAUAAAAGCUGCCACAAAUAACUUUGACCCUGCCAAUAAGAUUGGUGAGGGUGGGUUUGGGCCAGUUUACAAGGGUUUAUUAUCAGAUGGUGCAGUAAUCGCGGUCAAGCAGCUCUCUUCAAAGUCAAGGCAAGGAAAUCGAGAAUUUGUUAAUGAAAUUGGCAUGAUAUCUGCGUUACAGCAUCCUAAUCUUGUGAGGCUUUAUGGCUGUUGCAUAGAAGGCAACCAAUUGUUGCUAAUAUAUGAAUACCUGGAAAACAACUGUCUUGGUCGAGCACUAUUUGGUCGAACGGAACUGCUGCUAUAUCUUGACUGGCCAACAAGGAAGAAGAUAUGCUUAGGGAUAGCAAGAGGUUUGGCUUAUCUCCAUGAAGAAUCUCGGUUGAAAAUUGUCCACAGAGAUAUCAAGGCUACAAAUGUACUUCUUGACAAGGAUCUCAAUGCUAAGAUAUCUGAUUUUGGUUUGGCCAAGCUUGACGAAGAGGAGAACACCCAUAUUAGCACUCGAAUUGCGGGAACGAUAGGUUAUAUGGCUCCUGAAUAUGCUAUGAGGGGUUACUUAACGGACAAAGCAGAUGUUUACAGUUUUGGAAUAGUUGCACUGGAGAUCGUCAGUGGGAAAAGUAACACUAACUACAGGCCCAAAGAGGAGUUUGUGUAUCUACUUGACUGGGCUUACGUCCUGCAAGAACAGGGAAAUCUUUUAGAGCUUGUGGAUCCAAGUCUUGGUUCAGACUGCCCUGCAGAUGAAGCACUGAGGAUGAUAAACUUGGCAUUACUAUGCACUAACCCAUCUCCUACUCUUCGGCCAACCAUGUCUUCUGCAGUGAGCAUGCUCGAAGGCAAAAUCGCAAUUCAGGCACCACUAAUCAAGCGCGCCUCAUCGAAUGAGGACAUGAGGUUCAAAGCCUUUGAGAAAUUAUCACAAGACAGUCAAUCCCAUGUUUCUACAUUCUCCAUUGACAGCAGCCAGAUCCCUAGGACUACUUCAAUGGAUGAUGGACCAUGGAUUGACUCAUCAGCGUCUCUUCCUAGCAAGGAUGAAAUGCGUGAUUCUUCUUCAUCUAGCAAGCUUCGAUUCUGAUCUUCAAGAUGGUGUCAAACUGUUGAGUAUUUCAUGACGACAAGAUUUAGGAUUGCAGUCUCGCAAAUUUUUUGGUUAUUUGAUGUCAUACAGAUUCUUCAUGACAUUUUUCAGGUACCUCUGGAGGUGCAGUGUUCUUCUGUAACAAAAUUCAUAUUCUCUUGCAACAAAACUAAUGCGGUUGUGUAAGCAUUGUAAAUAUUUUGGA